Messenger RNA from Linum trigynum, 4552 nucleotides. Lineage: Eukaryota; Viridiplantae; Streptophyta; Magnoliopsida; Malpighiales; Linaceae. The record is from the annotation of a GenBank genome assembly.
CUGCGAUUACACUUGGCCGCAGAUUGGUGUUGUGUUUUGGCGUGUCAAGUUUUUGGCGCCGUUGCCGGGGACCCCUCUAGGUUAUUGGGGAAAAGUGAGAAUUUGUUACUCUAGCUUUUUAUUUUCUGCUUUUUAUUUCUUCCACCUGUGUGCCUUCACGGGUUGUUCCUGCUGAUUGUGUGCAGGUAGUGCAUGACCCGUAGCCAGUCGGGAGAUCUACUACCAUUAGACCAGGAGCUUGAACGAACCUGCAGAAACUUCAAGCGGGCUCUAAAGGCGCGACUGGCUGCGGAGGAGGCGCUAUCACAGCUGCAGUUAGAGGAGGAAGAAGAAGAGAUGGCUGAACCAGGGAACCAUGCUGUGAUCCCCGAGGAGCAGACCAUGGGCUCCUACUGGACCGCUAGGGCUGCGGACAUGAGGUCACCCAUUCAGCACCCUCAGGUCCCAGCCAACAACUUUGAGGUGAGCACCUCCGUGAUCACCAUGCUGCGCGGUUCAGUAGUGUUCCGUGGUAAGGAGGGAGAGUGCCCUCGAUCACAUCUCAGGCGAUUCCACGAGCUCAUCGAUGGAAUCAAGAUCAAUGGGGUACCAGCAGAUGCCAUCCAGCUGAGGUACUUCCCAUUCACUCUGGAGGGGCAGGCCAAGGAGUGGCUAGACACUCGAUCUCCGGGCUCCAUCACCACGUUCGCCAACCUGGCGGACAAGUUCCUCACCCGCUACCAUCCUCCAUCCAAGACAGCUGACCUGCAGAAGCAAAUUACACAUUUUGCUCAGGAUGAGGAUGAGACCAUCAGGGAUGCAUGGGAGAGGUACAACAGUCUUUUCCUCAGGUGUCCCAAUCAUGGUUUCAACAAUGCGUUCAAGGUGGGCACCUUCUAUCACGCCCUCUUCCCGGAGGACAAGCAGCUGAUCGAUUCGGUUUGUGGCGGGAACAUGCUGACCAAAACCCCGCCACAGCUGAAUCAACUCUUUGAAGAGAUGGCGGAGAAUGGUUAUGAUUGGGGCACUGCCAGGAGAUCGAGGAGAGCACCAGGCCGGGGUGUGCAUGCUGUGGGCACCCAGUCAUCUGAUUUGGUGCAGGUAGUAUCGAAGCUGGUCUCAGCUAUCGAUCGUUCCAGGAUGAUUCCAGGGACCGGACAGCAGCAGGCGAUGCUCUGCCAGUGGUGCGAGAGCACCCAUCAUAUGGUGGAAGACUGCCAGGCGAUGAAGGAAUCGACCACGCCCCAGGAGCAGGUGAACUUCAUCAACAAUGUCAGGCGCAAUGACCCCUACAGCAACACGUACAAUGACGGGUGGCGCCAGCAUCCUAACUUCUCCUGGACUGGGCCAAAUCCCAGACCACCAGCUCCACAGGGACCACCGGGCUUCCAGAGGCCACCAUAUCAGCCCAGACAGGGGCAAUUCCAGCAGCCAGGUGCAGCCCCUGCUGCCCCAGUGCAGAAUGAUCAGAUGGCUGAACUGCGGGACUUGGUGGGUUCUCUUGCCAGUGUUAGUGCUCAGAAAUUCAACACCUUUGAGCAGUUCAUGGAGAAGGCCUCGGGUCAACUCCUGGCUCUGGAAGCUGGUCAGAGGAAUACACGGGCUGUUUUGCAGGAUAUCCAGACCCAGCUGGGGAGCGUAGCCCAGGCAGUGGCUCAAAGGGCUCCUGGUACUCUACCAGGGCAGACCAUCCCUCACCCGCCGACCCCGAAUGAGCGCUGCAAUGCCAUCAUGACCAGGAGUGGCAAGAUGACUGUUGAUCCCCCUGCUCGGGAACCGGAGAAAGAAAGCCCUGUCUUAGCGGCUCCAGCGGUUGAACAGGAAGUAGAGAAGGAAGUUGAGGUGCCUGCACCUAAACCGCAACCAGUAGUGAAGGAGUAUGUCCCUAAACUCCCUUUCCCUACUCGGUUGCACAAAGACAGGCUGGAGGCAGAGUUCGAGAACUUCAUGGCCAUGCUUAAGAAGCUGAAUGUCCAAGUGCCCUUCCUGGAGGCACUAUCGCAAAUGCCAAAGUAUGCGAAGUUUCUGAAAGAGCUUCUCUCAAAGAAGCAGAAGCUGAGUGAGCUGGCCACAGUAGAGCUCAACGAGGAAUGCUCGGCUAUUCUGCAAAACAAGCUUCCGCAGAAGAAGAAGGACCCAGGUAGUUUUACCAUCCCGUGCUCUAUUGAUAAAUUGCAUGUAGAGAAGUCCUUGGCGGAUUUAGGUGCUAGUAUCAAUGUUAUUCCAUAUAAAUUGUUCAUGAAACUAGGCCUAGGUGAACCCCGUGCUACUAGGAUGACCCUUCAAUUAGCUGACAGAUCUGUAGUGCAUCCUAGGGGUAUAGUGGAAGACCUUCUGGUUAAGGUUGGCAAAUUCACAUAUCCCGUGGAUUUUGUUAUCUUGGACAUCAGUGAGGACACAGAAGUGCCUCUUAUACUGGGAAGGCCUUUCCUGGCCACCGCCAAGGCUCUCAUAGAUGUGCAUGAUGGGACCUUAGUUUUGAGGGAUGGCGAAGAGCGAAUAACGUUUUCUGUUGCUGAUACUAUACCUGCUUCGUCACCUCUGCAUGCUGUAUCUCACCAGGAGCACGAGUCUGUCGUGUAUCCUUCUGUGCUGCCCAUUUUGCAGGAACCGCCUCCCACACCUUCGCCGCCACUCCGGACCACUCCGUCACCCAAGGAACAGAUCAAGGAGGAGUGGCGGCCGAAACUGCAGGCAGCUAAGCCUGCUCGAAAGGAAGCCGGAGACCACUAUGAGCUGGUCCCGCCCCCUCCUUGGCCAUCCGAGUAUUCACUCGCUUGCAUCCUACCGGAUGGCCAAGUUGAGCUGGCGAAUGCAGGUGGCCACAUUCGUCGCGUGCAUGGCCACCAUUUGAAGCUGUACCUCAAGAGCGAUGUGGAUCCGCUCUUGAAGGCACCUGAUCCUACACUUCCCUGAGCACCCACUCACUGGCGUCCAGCUAAAAGACGGUAAAGAAGCGCUUGUGGGGAGGCAACCCCACCGAGGUUUGCAUUUUCUUACUCUUUUUCCUUUGAUUUUGUGUGUUUUUGAGUCUUGAGACGUUGAUCCAGAGUUACGUGUCGUUUUUGAGCGAAAACAGGUUGAUUUCGGGACUCCAACAAGUCGCACGGCCGGGACCACAACUUGCUUGGCCGUGCGGGCACCCCCCUUGGCCGUGCUAGCUCUCGGCCAAAAGCGCACGGCCAAAAGCGCUUAUUGCACGGCCGUGCGCUCAUCCUGGCCUGGCCGUGCGUCUUGCACGGGCACAAUAAUGCCUCGCAUGGCCGUGCGGGUAUUCCCCCUUGGCCGUGCGAGCUCUCGGUAAGGAUGGCACGGCCAUAUGUGCCAGGUGCACGGUCGUGCGCCUCGGCUCGGCCAGGCCGUGUCGGCCUGCACGGGCAGAAGCACGCCGUGCACGGCCGUGCGCGCCUGCCCGUGCGGCCGGGGCUGCUUCAGCUGACGGUGAUGAUGGAACUGCUGGCGCUGCUGCUGAUGAUGCGUUCAUGAACGACAUCGACCUCGACGAUCUUGGCGACGAGUAGGCUGUACUCGUUGCCCGUCUCAGUGUGUUUUCUUUUUCAUUUUAGACUUUUGUGUGUUUGCUCCAUGUGUGCGGAGCUUGAACUUAGUGUCGUUUGUUUUUGUUUUUGGUUUUUCCUUUGUGGUUUGAUGUAGCCGUCUGGGCUAACACUUAUCCCUAACGCACAGUGUGCUAGUGUGUUUCUGAUGUUCGAUUUGUGCAGCAUUGUCCACUCUCCCGUUCGUUUCUCGCUGACUGGUCCACUUCCAGUCCCCCAGCAGUGUUCCUACCCGGUAACAUCGUUCCCCUUAUCUUUCCCUCUGCUCCAUUGAGGGCAAUGUCGUUCUUAAGUGUGGGGGGAUGCUUUGUAUCGGUUGGAAUAUUUAUGAUGGUGCUUGGAGCCUAGUCCGCUGUCCGAAUCUUACGAUUUGAGGGCUCCAAGUACUGCUGUUUGAUCAUAUUGGCACUGUGUUUUGAUGGAUGAAUUGAUUGGUUUUCGGAUUAAUGCAUGACAACUUGUUUGCGACUAGGACAACCUAUGAUGAGGACUGAGAUGUGCAGUAGAACGAUGUAGGGGUUCAGUUUUUCAACUGUUUGCUUGCCAACUGUGACUUGAUCUGACUUGAUCUGAUUACUUGUUCUUAACAGUCGUUUAUGCAUCUAGUUCAGGGUAGCAGAAUAUGAGAUAGAGCAUAUAGGUAGCCAUGUGAGAUUUGAGCCUGCUCGUUUCUUUCUUGUGCGAUAGAUCCCUCUUCCAUGAUGUGUAGCAUUCACGUUGUCACUAGCUGAGAUGAUGGGGGCAUAGGAUUAGCCCACGCCCAAAACUGACUGUCCUGAUGUGUCAUAUCCCCUAGUCAGCCCCUUUGAGCCGUGUGUUAUCCUUUCUUUUGGUCUAUAAUGAAAAGAAAUCACCCUUGUUGCAUCUUUUAGAAGGUUCCACAGAGUGGUUUUUAUAUAUUCUCUGCUGUUUCUGCUAAAGUCUAUGGGAGUGUUGGAGGUAGUGCUUAAAAGUUGGGCGGAUGUUUGAAAUAUGUGCAGGAGUGGUGGCUCUCUUAAGAAAUGAAAAGAAAAAUG